Molecule: messenger RNA, 2236 nt
Organism: Capsicum annuum
Lineage: Eukaryota; Viridiplantae; Streptophyta; Magnoliopsida; Solanales; Solanaceae
Product: probable amino acid permease 7
Exons: 7
Coding region: 742-2112 (456 amino acids)
Cellular component (GO): plasma membrane
Source: RefSeq, a predicted model, not a curated record
CUAUGCAUCAGUAGCGGGGCUAGGUUUUCCGUCAAGGGUGUUCAUAUUUUAAAGAAUUCUUCGUUCCUUCUACCAAAAGAAAAAAAAAGAAAAAAAAUGCUGGAGUUGGGGCACGAACCCGUGCGGCUAGGGUGAAGUUGCAUACCCUUAACCGCUAGGUUAUUGCUGCUUUCUAUAACAAACUUGUUCAGCUUUUAAUUGAUAUUAAAAAAAUAUAUAUAUAAUCUAUAUAUACAAAAAAAAAGAAAUUUUGAGGAAGAUUGUUCAUCUGACCAUGUAGCAAUGUAGCUCCACCCCUGUAUGUCAUGGUAUCAAGUUGACUCCUUUGGACUGUUACUUUUUUAAGUAUACGGGAAGUAUAUAGUUUUUUUCUUCAAAUGUGAGUCAAUUUUUAGUUAAAGCGUAGCAUCACAGCAAAAGAGCUAAACCAGAUGUUUUCUUUAGAGUGGAAGUUCCAUCAUUAUUGACCAAACUUGUUGCCAACUUCGCCAAAGAAAUCGUCCCCCGUGUCUUUGAUGAUGACUGAUAAGACUUUAGCACUACUAUGUGGUACUAUGGUGCUGUUGUUCUCAAGGGAGGAGGAGGAGUAUUAGAGAAUUACGUCUUUGAACGUUUCUAUUAAUUGGUUAAGGCUGUAUGCAGCAUGUUUUAUUAAGCUAUCUGCAUAUUUUAGAUGAGUUGCUUUAAGGGCCCUAUAUUAUCUCUGAAUUUUUACUGUCUGUCUAAGAAAUAUCAUCUGAGAUGGAAGUUCAACGUUCUCUAGAACAAGAGAAAACUUCAGGCAAAGAUGACGUAGAUGCAGUUAGAACUGGAACUGUAUGGACUGCAGUUGCACAUAUUAUUGCAGCUGUAAUUGGAGCUGGUGUUCUAUCUCUAGCCUGGGCCACAGCACAAUUAGGAUGGAUUGCGGGGCCAAUCACCAUGCUUUGUUUUGCAGUUGUUAUGUACAUAGCUGCAUGCCUCUUGAGUGACUGUUACAGGACAAAUGAUCCCAUUACCGGAAAGCGAAAUCCGUCUUUCAAUGAAGCUGUUAGAGUUUACCUUGGCAAGAAAUGGACGUGGUUGUGUGGUUUGCUUCUGUAUGUGAACUUCUAUGGGACUGGUAUUGCCUACGUAAUUACAAGUGCAACAAGUAUGAGAGAAAUUCAGAGAGUAAAUUGUUACCACAAAAGAGGAGAAAAAGCACAUUGCCAGACUGGGACAAACAUGUUCAUGCUGAUUUUUGGCAUUAUUGAGAUAGUAACGUCGCAGAUACCAGAUUUUCAUAACAUGGCGUGGUUGUCUGUUGUCGCUGCAUUAAUGUCAUUUUGUUACUCUUUCAUUGGAUUGGGCCUUGGAUUUUCUAAAGUGAUUGAUAACAGGAGUAUCAAGGGAAGCAUUGUGGGUGUAUCAACAAAGAGUGCUUCUCAGAAGAUAUGGUUAGUCUUCCAAGCACUCGGUAACAUAGCUUUUGCCUAUCCUUAUGUGGUUGUUCUCCUCGAGAUACAGGAUACACUAAAAUCGCCUCCACCCGAAAAUCAAACCAUGAAGAAGGCAUCAAUGACCGCAAUAGUUAUCACCACUUUCUUCUAUCUAUGCCUUAGUUGCUUCGGCUAUGCAGCCUUUGGAAACGACGCACCAGGGAACCUCUUGACAGGUUUCAACGAGCCGUUUUGGCUUGUUGACUUUGCCAAUGCCUGCAUAGUCCUUCAUCUGGUUGGAGGGUAUCAGGUAUUCAGCCAGCCAGUAUUUGCAUUUGUGGAAAAAUGGGCAACUCAGAAGUACCCUGAUAACAGAUUCGUAACUAAGUUCUACGCCAUCAAACUCCCGGUGUUGCCAGCUCUCCAGUUGAACUUCUUCCGGUUAUGUUUUCGGACUCUAUAUGUUAUAUCUACAACAGCAAUAGCAAUGGCAUUUCCUUAUUUCAAUCAAGUGUUAGGAGUUUUGGGUGCAUUGAUCUUUUGGCCUACGACCGUAUAUUUCCCAGUGGAAAUGUACAUUGUGCAAAAGAAAAUUGAAGCUUGGUCAAGGAAAUGGCUACUUCUUGAAGGUUUCAGUAUGGUCUGUUUGAUUGUGUCUGUACUGGGCUUUAUUGGAUCAAUUGAGGGAAUAGUUAGUGCUAAAUUAGCUUAAGAUAUAAAACUUUCUACUUAUAUUAUCAAUAAUGUUGCUAGUAAAUAGUUUAGUAAGAUCUUUAAGCUAAAAGACAGGUAUAUUUUAUUAUUAUCAUUGGGACAAUUUAGCUUAUUUCAUGCCA